Loxodonta africana (African savanna elephant) is the source of this 11333-nucleotide messenger RNA. It is a transcript of the gene MCPH1, whose product is annotated as microcephalin 1. The record is from RefSeq and is a predicted model, not a curated record. NCBI's taxonomy places the organism in Eukaryota, Metazoa, Chordata, Mammalia, Proboscidea, Elephantidae. The transcript is spliced from 13 exons. Bases 71 to 2560 code for a protein of 829 amino acids. Gene Ontology annotation, biological process: mitotic cell cycle; cerebral cortex development.
CUCCGCUUGGCUCCGCCGGCUCCGGGGUCCACCGCGCGCCCCGAAACGUGGGCUUGUCCCCGGCGGGCUGAUGGCGGCCCCGGGGGCGUCGGGUGGUCCCGUGCUGAAAGAUGUAGUGGCAUAUGUUGACGUGUGGUCAUCCAACGGAACAGAAAAUUAUUCAAAGACUUUUACAAACCAGCUUGUAGAUAUGGGGGCAAAGGUUUCAAAAACUUUGAACAAGCAAGUGACCCAUGUUGUAUUCAAAGAUGGAUACCAGCACACUUGGGACAAAGCACAAAAGAAAGGGAUAAAGCUUGUUUCUGUGCUCUGGGUUGAAAAAUGCAGGACGGCUGGAGUACACAUUGAUGAAUCCUUAUUCCCUGCAGCCAAUACUAAUGAACAGUUACCAAGCCUGACUAAAAAAAAGCGUAAGUGUAUGCAGCCCAAAGAUUUUAUUCCCAAAACACCAGAAAAUGAUAAAAGACUUCAAAAGAAAUUUGAGAAAAUGACUAAAGAGCUACAAAGGCAAAAAGCCACUCUAGGUAAUGAUGGACCUGCUCUCUUGUUUGAACCUAAUGGUGUGUUGAUGUAUAGCCCCACAGUUAAAAUGAACAGUUGUCAUCACAGUGCAAUGGAGAAGAGGUUACAGGAGAUGAAGGACAAAAGGGAAAAUCUUUCCCCCACAUCUUCCCAAAUGAUCGAAAAGGCUCACGGUAGCCCAGUUAACUCCCUGUGUCUAGUGCCUUUGAACAUUUCGCAUGAUACCUCAUGUUCAGAUGAAUCCUUUGCUGGUGUUCUGCACUCAUCUUUUGAUGAUAUUUGUGGAAACUCAGCAUGUAGAAAUCAGGAAAUGAAAUUGGAAGGACUCAUUAAUGAAACUGGAAGUGACGUUUGUACGUCCUCACCUGUAUUGAAAACAAAUAAUAUUCACUCAUCAGCAUCUUGCAGCUGCCUCAACAAAUUAAUACCUCAAAGACAUGUGAGUAAUCUUUCAAAGGAAGAGACAAAUUGGCAAGGAAAUACUGUAGGUGGAGUAGUUACACCGGACAAAAAGCAGUCUGAAGGAACGUCUAAGGAGAUACUUGAAGAGAAAUGCAGUUUGUCUUCUGUUUUAUCUGCAACCGAAGGCCACUCUUUGAUACAUUCAAGACCCAGAAGGUCCUCGGCGAAGAGAAUACGAAAGUCAAUGUACUCAUAUUCACCUUCAAAAGAAAAAUUAAAGAAAAAGAAGUACAGCACAAAACCUACCAUGCCAAAAUGGCAACUGUUGAAGUCGAGAAACAGGCCACAGCUCGCGGCCAGAUCUGCUGCCGAGACCCCUGGUUGUGAGGAGGCCUCAUAUGAUGAUUAUUUUUCACCCGGUAAUCUGAAGGAGAGGAGCCUCCUUGCCGAAAGUCAGUCACCGUCAAACCCCGCUCAGUUCAGCUGCAGAAGUCUUUCUAAGAAUGAGAGAGGGAGCAUAUUAAAAAUGUCUGAUUUUUCCUUUAUGGGUAAAAAAUCCAGACCAGUUGACAUUACCGGUUUAACAGCAAAAACUAGCUUCAGUCUUCAAAAACCUACGAAUUAUGAAGGAGAUCCAACUUUGAGCUUGAUGACUUCUAAGGAAACGUCUACAGCCGGAGAAGCUCCUGGGUGUUGUAUACAAGCUGACCCUCAGAAGACAGAAGGCCCAUCCCCAGAGGGAAACACCUAUUCUGAUAACACUGAUAACCUUGUUCAUCAGAAAGAAUGUCUAGAGCAAGGACACCAUGGUAAUUUAGCUCUUUUGAAAGGAAACACUAAUGAAAUGAAAGAAUCGACUGAAAUUAAAAGCGUACAGAAAGAAGAAGGUACCACUUCUAAAACGUUGACCUCUUCUGAAAGUGAAACACAAAAUGAUUAUACGCUGAAUUUUGUAGAUGAUUGUGAUGUGGAAAAAUCUACAGAAGAAAUGAAAAACUCAUCCAGAGGAUUUAGUGAAAGUGUUAAAAAUGGACAAACAAGCCAUGAUAUUUUACAUGGCUCAUAUGAAGGCUUUGAGCAACUCGUCAAACCCCAUGAAGAAUCAAACCAAAGAAGCAAAGUCAAAAAGCCAACAAGAACAUUAGUCAUGACAAGCAUGCCAUCUGAAAAGCAGAAUGUCAUCGUUCAGGUUGUGAAUAAAUUGAAAGGCUUUUCAUUUUCACGGGAAGUGUGUGAAACUACUACUCACGUGGUCGCAGGGAAGCCUCUUCGAACCCUGAACGUGCUGCUGGGCAUUGCACGUGGCUGCUGGAUCCUUACCUAUGAAUGGGUACUGUGGUCUUUGGAAAUGGGUCAUUGGAUUUCCGAGGAGCCUUUUGAGCUUUCUAACUACUUCCCUGCAGCACCUGUUAACUCCAAGUCUGGCAGACUGGUAACAUCAUGUGUAGGUGAGAGAAAACCUGCUCCCUGUUUGUUGCAUCGCUCCGGAAGUCCACACUGUGACAAGGAGAUGGAUAGACCGCGGUUCAGUGACGGGAAGAUGGUGGUGGGACGCAGCAGGAGGGACCACUGGGGGUUUUACUGUGUUGUGUCCAUUCCGCCAACCUCAGCUCAGUCCUUGUUAUACAGGAAAUGAAAGUUUGGUACUAAGAAUUUUACUGACUUCUGCCACAUUCUAGAUUUUCCAUUUCUUAACAUACGGAGAGACUCUGUUAGGUUCCCUGAAAUAGGGUGUAAGGAAACAAGCACCUUUUCCAAAACUGAUCCACGUCCCUCUUACUGAAUUUAUCACACAUUAGACCUCUUAAGUUUUUCCUCACAUGUAUGCAUUUUUCACAAUUUCUUCAUUUUGUACAUCAGGCAUAGCAAACUUUUAAUCUUGCCUUGGCUCCAUCCUUCCUCAUAUAUAAAAUAGGUUUACUGUUUGGACAGAGGAGUGUUUUAAGAUCUAAUUAAAACAUGUUUUCAAAGUCAUUGUGUGUGCAUAGCUUUAGGUACUUAAAACCUUAAUUUCCUUUCUUCUUUGUUUUUCGGAAGGAUCUAAUAAUAAGAGCCACGAUUCCAUUCAUUGUUCUAAACUGUAAGCUCAUGACGACAGAAACCAUAUUUUUAUUCAUUUUCCACAUAGUGUAAAUCAAAAAAAAUUUUAUUAAAUUGAAUAAUUAAAAGCUUGUUGUAAAACUGCUUAUAUAGUACCGUUCUUUAAAACUUGUAAUUCUCUACAGAGAAACCAUUCAACUUCAGUUGUCAAACAUAACUCUUCUUAAAAUGUUAACCAUUAAGUAAAUCUAUACUUGUGCCUUGAAGAAUGAAAAAACAGAAUGGGAAGGGUGGAGUUUCUCCCUUGAAGUUCAGGUGCUUCUUUGCUGGUGCAGUUCACGAGUUGUGUCCUAUGGCUGGUGCUGCCUAGUCUUGUUACUAGUGCUGAACCCUGAGUUUACCCCUGUCUGCUUCCCAUCUCCCUCCACACUAAAACCAAAAAAACCAAACCUGUUGCCAUCAAGUUAAUUUCAACUCAUAGCGACCCGACAGGAUAGAGUAGAACUGCUCCAUUGGGUUUCUAAGGAGCAGCUGGUGGAUUCGAACUGCUGACCUUUUGGUUAGUAGCCAAGCUCUUAACUAUUGCACCACCAGGGCCCCCUCCACACUAGUUGUCUUGAUAUUUAAUGGCCACUCCCUGGUGAUGGUUCUCCCUUGAUUAUUGGACAGAUCAACUUGAAACAUAAGAAUUACUAAAGCUUUGAUAAUUUAUAAAAAUCUUAUCAUUAAAACGUUUACUUCUCCGUAUGAAUCAAAUUAGAUUAGACCAGUAUUAAAAACAAAACAACAAAAAAUACUGUUAGUUGGAAGUCCAACUAACAUCUCUUGCAAACUCUUCACAAAAUUUGAAGAUCCUGAUACUCUUAUCAAUCACUUAUCAGAGCUAGUGGUAACUACCUGCUGCCAUCGAGUCAGUUUCAACUCCUGGCAACCCCUGUGUACAGCUCUGCUCCGCUGGGUUUUCGGUGGCUGAUUUUUUGGAGGUAGAUCAUCAGGCCUGUCUUCUGAGGUAUGUCUGGAUGGACUCAAACCACCAUCUUUCAGUUAGCAGUUGAGAGCAUAACUGUUUCUGCCACCCAGAAACUCCGGUGCCAACUAGCUCAAGCCUUUGUAAUGGCUGUGUUCUUUCUUUUAUACUUUAUUCUUUCCUCACGCCUCCCUGCCUUUUCUUUUUAAGAUGUAACUUUUACAAGGGACGUACACCAUUUUAAAGAAUCUGUAGAUAGCAGCUUGUAAUUUCUUGCCUUCUCUCCCUCUCUCUUAUCACCAUGGGAAUAAUAGAACUUUUGAGGUUAAAGUUAGAGCUGUAUCAGCCACCCAGACGGGUUGUCUUAGCUCCUCCUAACACCCAGCACAGAAAAUGUUUAGAAAGAUUUACUCUGGAAAGUUUGGUACUAUAAACAUAUACUCAGGCUGGAGUUUGGUUUAAAUCUUUACUCUGAAAUAAUAAUUUACAAACCAGCAUAAAUAAUAAGUCUCAAUCCUCUUACUGAUACCAGUAUUUAAGACCUAAUAGAAAUUAUUCUGUCUUUUGUCACUCUAGAUCAUGUAACCGGAGGAAAAUGAAUCUUUUUUUUUUUUUGCCUUUCUAGAGCUACUGGGUCAAAUGUAGUUAAACCAUCAAGAGACAGACAUGAGAGGAAUGUUUAUAAUUUGAAAUUUUAAAAGUCAGGUUCUAAUUUAAAAUUAAGACUUAAGAACUUUAGAAGAUAUAAAAGACCCAAUUUUAAAAAAAUACAAAUUUUUAACUUUUUUGCCAUGUAGUUUUCUAAUUUGAAAACAGUAGAAUGUAAAAUGCUUUUUAAGUCACUACUUUUUAGCUUUUCAGGAUGACAAAGUAUAGGUAUAUGGGCUGUGUGUCUGUGUGUGUGUGUGUGCGUGUGUGUCUGUAUACACAUACAUAUAACAUUUAUACAUGUGUGCUCUGGAAUAUGUAUAUAUACAAUAUACAGGGCUUGGAAGGCAUAUGUGUACAUGGGCUCUGUGUGUGUAUACACGUAUAUAUAACAUUUAUACACGUGUGUGUGUACACAUAUAUAUAACAUAUUUAUACAUGUGUCGUGUGCUUUGGAGUAUGUAUACAUACAAUAUACACAGUUUGGAAGGCAUAUACCAUUCAAAUAAAGCAAAAUUCUGUUUGAUACUGACCCAAUUGCUAACUAAUUAAAGUUUUUGUGAAGAAAAUGGAACAGAAAAAGAAAUAAUGAAGUACUAGAUAGUUUGUGUUGAUUUAAAAAAGAUUUGCAUUCUUACCCUUAAAGCAGUGAAAUUGAGGUUUUAAGAGAAAUGUGUGAUUGUGGUAGUUUGGUACCCUUUCAGCUACCACCCGUCACUGGAGGCUUGUGUGUUGCUAUGAUGCUGAACAGGUUUCAGCAGAGCUUCCAGGCUAAGACUAGGAAGAAAGACCUGGCAAUCUGUUUCCAAAAAUCAGCCAACAAAAACCCUACGGAUCAACAACGGACUGAUCCGUUAGCAAUCACGGUGAUGUCGCAGGUGCCAGCAGUGUUUCUUUCUGUUGUAGGUGUGGCUGCCGUGAGUCGGGAGGCAACUCGGGGUGUCUAACAGCAGCCACAAGAACAAAGGGUGGUAUGUUUAGCCCCAGAAACAGUAGGAACACUAAUGGUAAAAAAAAAAAAAAUGGUAGUUACUAUUUAUUGGUUACUCAGAAUGUCUCCACUACUGUGUUGAUGGCUUUAUACUGAUUCUAGGUGCCUAGCAUUAGAAUAGGCGUGGGCAUUGGCUGAUGGCUGGUGUACCUGUAAGCAAAAGGAUAGUUCAACCCAGAGGCCACUCCGUAGUGCCUUUAACACCCAACAGUGACAUAUGGCAAAAUGAGCUCGAGCAUGCCCUGUGAUUUCUGAGGCUGACAAUGCCUCGAAAAGCAAUCAGCUUCCUACCACUCCAUUAAAAACAGGAGGGGGGGGGUGCUUUUCACAGACAGAAAAGCCUGGAAUUAGCAAUCCUCAGUGCUGAUUUUAUCUUCUGGAAGCAUCAUGGCAAAAGAAUCUGUUUUUUUUCCAAAGAUAAGUAGUAACUUGUAGAGAUAGAAAGACUCUGGAUGUUCAUAAUAUAAGGAACACUCCUAAAUGAAACUCUCCCAUUUAAUGUGUCCUUUUAGUACAUCACUGCACAUCAGGGAGUAGAAGCCCACAAUGAAGCCCCUUUGGCUGACCCACAUUGAUGGAAAAGCACCUUGAAAUUCCCUUGUCUCUUGACCCUGAUGAAGUAGGUUUUUUGUUUUGUUUUGUUUUGUUUCUAGUUUAUUGCCCUGGAGUGCCUUUCUGUUUAAUAUCUCUCUUUUUUUUCACUGUCUGUGACUGAAACCCAGAAACAAAGAAAUUUUCCCAGUGAUCCUACUGCUGUCCCUCCCAUAUGCAGCUUCACACUCUCCCCUUCUUUGGCAAAGGUUUCCCAUCCUUGUCAUUUGCACUUGGCUGAUUUUGUCAAAACAGUUCCAAGACACUUGAACCUCCCAGGAGAGGGGAUAUGGUCUUUCUAAUUUCUCAAGUGUGGCUGCACAUAUUUAUGUUGUCCAGGAAAGUUUGACAUUGCCUUCAUAUUUGAAGGUAACUUUGCAGUGAUUGUGGCUUGUGGGUGCCAGUUCCUCUGCAAAGAUCUUCCUGCACAAGUUUGAAAGGGCAAGUGUGCAUUAGCACUGCCUCCUUAGAUGAAUGGCCUAGGCACCCUUCAUUUACGGCAUGGGCCCUUGAACUCUUGCCCUGUUCUUAGAAUCCAAAUGAGUUAACAAAUUUAAUUACACUGUAAGGCUAUGCUCAGUAUUAUUAUGAUUUGUUAAAAAAAAAAAAAUUGUACCCUAGUAGUCUUUAAAACUUGGCAACACAUUGAAGCUUAAGGUAACCAGAAUAAAAUAUUUUAACAUUGUAUAUUAGAUAUAUCCAUAUAGAUAUAGCAGCACUGGUGGCAUAGUGGUUAAGUGUUCAGCCGCUAACGAAGAGGUCAGUUGUUGGAACCCAACAGCCAUUCCACAGCAGAAAGAUGUGGCAGCCUGCUUCCGUAAAGAUUUACAGCUUUGGAAACCCUGUGGGGCAGUUCUGUUCUGUAGGGUUGCUGUGAGUCAGAAGCCACUCGACAGCAACAGUUUUUUUGUUUUGUUUUGUUUUGUUUUAUAUAUAUGCAUGGAGCCCUGGUGGCACAGUGGUUAAGAGCUUGGCUGCUAACCAAAAGGUUGCCAGUUUGGAUCCACCAGCUGCUCCUUGGAAACCCUAUAGGGCAGUUCUGCUCUGUCCUAUAGGAUUGCUAUGAGUCAGAAUCGACUCCACUGGCAGUGGGUUUGGGUUGUUUUAUGUGUAUUUUAAUGUAAAUUGUGUCCCAGCAGUUUUUUAUUACUUCCCAACAUUUUCAACAAUCAAAUUUGAAGGAAAAGACAAGUCCAUUUUCGAGGCAACUAUGGCAGAUUGAGUAUACAUUACAGUGUUUGUCUUAUCUUCCUUCUCACCAGGAUUAAAUUAUCCUCAUUAGUUCUUCCACCAAAAGAAAAGUAAUCUUGAGUUUGGCUGGGGAGAGGAAAACAUAGACAGCAUGUAAAAAUUAUUCACAACUUAAAGAUUUUGACGUUGCUUCCUUCCCAGCUGUAGAUGCUGGUUAGCAGAUGAUUUUUAUUUAAUAGAUCAUUUCUGUUUCUAUUUAAAUAAAGCUCAAUGCCCUGAUUUCUUUUCAACUAAUUAGUUUUUGUUCAUCUGAAUGACCAAAUUUUCCUACUAAGUUAGCAAAUACUUUAUUUCUUUGGAAACAUUUUACUCUAACAUUUCCAUGGGAAAUCAAAACAUUGCAACACUGUGACUAUUUUUUCCUCCAUACCUGCCCAUCCCCAAAACCUCAGCAACCCUGUGUGUGCAGACGGUCCAUGCACUCAGCUGCCAAUCAAAAGUUUGAAGGUUCAGGUACAUCCCGCAGUGCCUCAGAAAAAAGUCCUCGCAAUCUCCUGAGAACUCAGCCUCGGAAAGCCCGCUGGGCUCAGUCUGCUGUGACACACAUGGGGCCACCAUGGGUGCUCCGUGGCAGCUGGUUUGGUUGGCUGAUCCCUCCUGACUUGACCCCUUCUUCCCACUCAGCUUCUGCCGUCCUCUCUUCUGGAGCGCCGCACUCCCAUCCCGCCAUCAGAAUCGUGGCUCUAAAUGCACACCGGAUCACUCUGCAGCUCGCAGUGAGCUCUUGCCCCUUUGUCUGUAGGAUCAAGUCCAGGUUACUUAUCUGGGUGACAUGCUCACCUUCAUAGUCUGUUCCCUGUAUCUCCUUAGCCUGGUCCUGAUGUGAACCUGACUCCUGUUCACACGAGACCACUCAUGGUGCUUCAUAUGUGUACAUCUUUGUCCGUUCUUCCUUUUACGUUGAGUUCUUUCCAUCUCCUGGGGUUAUACCCCCUCUCCCAUCAUAAGCCCUCAUCAAGAAUAGUCAAUGUGUUUUAUGCUGCAUUUUGAUACCAAAAACACUUUGUAUUGUUGAUUUUUUUUUCUUUUUAAUAAUACCAUAAGUUUUUGUUCUUGUUUGCUUGGGAUACUGGAUUUUUAUUUGUAGCCAUUCCACAUCCUAGUAACAACAAGAAAAACAUUUGCUCUUAUGAUUAAUUUGAAAACUUGAAUCCAAGAUUAUUAAAUCUGGGUAUGUUCUGUUUUGUAGGCUUUUAACCUAAUGUUCUUGGUUCCCUUUUAUGAAGAAACUCUGGAACACCUUUUGAGGAAUCCAGGGAGAAACUAGGCUUUCUUCUCCUUCCUUGUAGAGGUUUUUCAUUGUUAACCUAGGAAUUUUGCUGCCUAAGCAGUUGCUUCCUCACCAGUAUUUAACGAGAGCUGCUGAGAUUGAAGUGGAAAGGACCAGGAAGUGUGUGUCUUGGGCGAACCAUCAUCUGGAAACACUUGUAGGAGGCUGGGGUAGAGGUAUUGCCUGUAGGCUGGAGAUAGUGUGUGGAUGGCCCAGGAGCUGGGGACAAUGUUUUAACACCUUCUUUUUGUAUUUAUGCUCUACGUGAAUUUGUGUAGCCUAGAGAAUCCCGUAUCAGAGGUACUUGCCCUCCAUCGGGCCUCUCUGUAACCUUGGCACUUGUUUCCACAUUCAGUGCCUACACCAUGGGGGAUCCAGAAGGAAUCUAAGUCCUGGAGGAGGGAAGCAUGGCCCUGCAGGCACAGAUUUUCUAGGUGGUUGAUAUAACUUCCCUUAACCGUUUCAUUGCCAUUGGCAUAAACUGUACACCAGCCACUGUUGACGCCUCUGGACCUCAGAGGUAAAACAUUAUUCCAGUCUAAUGCAUUUUGCCCCAAGGUGAGUUCCUUUUGAAAUGUCUGAAGCUCAGCAGACCAGAGUUGGAGCCUCAUUGUUGUGUAGGUUGAGCACUCUAUUAGAUGAUACUUCCUGGAUGUGUUGGUUUUGUAAACUUUUGCAUUUUUUUUUUUCCCUUCAUUUCUGUGAGGUAAGGCUUGCAAGCAUAAUUAUGACUUUGCAGUGUGGUAGUUAGGGACCCCUGAUGGGUUUGUUUUGGUUUUUCUGUGUUGUAUUUGGAAAACCAGAGAUCUCCAUGUAACCUAAUGAAAAGGUGCCAGCGAUAGAUAAAUUAUCUACCUGGUUCUCAGGUAAAUACCGUCAUGCCACAGAAGGACGGUGCCAAGGUGCCACUCGCCUCAUUGGUGAACUGUGUUCCAGCUCAUAUUUCUCACAGUCCAUGUUACCAACCAGAAGUUUAAACACACUCAGUUAGUAAUCAUGCAUCCCAGUGCUGAAAACACAUGCCAUAAAAAAAAAUAAUAAUAAUGAGAAAAAAAUGUGGUGAUGAAUUUAAUAAACAAACAUGUCUUCAUUCAUUGUAACUAUGUAGAACCCUCCUGGCACAGGAUCUUUGAAGCACCUCCUGUGACGAAUUUGUUCUUACUGUCUGUCUUGGUCAUCUAGUGCUGCUGUAACAGAAAUACCACAAGUGGAUGGCUUUAACAAACAGAAAUUUAUCCUCUCAUAGUUUAGGAGGCUAGAAGUCCGAAUUCAGGGUGCCAGCUCCAGGAGAAGCCUUUCUCUGUUGGCUCUGGGGUGGAAGGUCCUUGUCAUCAAUCUUCCCCUGGUCUAGGAGCUUCUCAGAGCAGGAACCCUGGGUCCAAAGGACGCGCGCUCCAUUUCCGGCUCUUCUUUCUUGGUGGUAGGAGGUCCCUCUCCUCUCUGCUCGCUUUAUAUCUCAAAAAAGAUACACUCAAAAACAGCCUAAUCCUGUAGAGUGUGUCCUGCCUCAUUAACAUAACUGUCUCUAAUCCUGCCUCGUUAACAUCAUAGAGGUUAGGAUUUACAACACAUAGGAUAAUCACAUCAGAUCACAAAAUGGAGGACAGCCACACAAAACUGGGAAUUAUGACCUAGCCUAGUUGACACACAUUUUUGGGGGACACAAUUCAAUCCAUAACCCUGUCCUUUUUACUUUUUUCCUAUUAAUAAUUAUGAGUGAUCCUGUUAUCUGAUACUAUGUGUAGAUAGCGUCUUUCCUGUCUUCAGUGGUUUAAAGACUGAAAUUGUACUUGUUGACCACUAUAAACUUGACUUGAUAAGCAGUAGAGUUUCAGGCAUUGAUUGAUAGUGUAUUAGUUUGUCCCCUCCGCUUAUGACAAAUAAAAUUUAAAAUAAUUUCAGCACAUAAGUGUAUCCGUACCCCAUAAAAUCAUACCUUCUUUGCUUUUAGUUAUGAGUGUAACUGCAACUACUAUUCACUUAUUGGCUGUCUCAUUUUCUGACCUUUCACAUUUUUGACAAUAGUAACAAAUCUACUAUCCAACUAUUUUGUGCAUUAACAUUGUACAUCUGGCAGUAACAAAUGCCAGGGUGCCAGGUGAGAGUGAUAGUUAAGGUUAUGUGUCCAGUUAGCUGGGUUUGGCAGUUAUGGAAUGGUGUAAUUUGCAGUUAUGGAAUGAUGUAGUCAUCCUCCAUUUUGGAAUCUGAUGUGGUCAUCCUCCAUUUUCACCUAACACCUAUUUGCGCAUAAUGACAUGGUCUUUGAAACCUAACCAUGUCGAUAAGAGAAAAGUGGGUGUAUAUAUCACUUUUUGUUAUCUAAUUAAGGGAUGUUUAUCAUAUACACCCACUUGUUCUUUUUAUAUACAUCCCUUACCAUCACUUGAAAAUCUAAAAAGGAAAUACAUUUUUCCCCUCAAAAUGUUUCCAUCAUUUACUACUGAUAAAAUGGCUAUUUUUUUUAUCAAUAGCAACCAUUUUAAAUAUGUGGUGUUUUAAUGACACUGGUAUAGUAACGUUCUAUAAAUCUGUUUGCAUUUUGUACGGCAAAAUAUGUCACAUUUUACACAUUCGUGUUUUUUAGAGGACUCUUAAAGUACAUGUAUAUUUACCCCAAUAUCUAUUAGAGCUCUGGCUCACGACACUUUAGG